CGCGCAUUCAUGUCACAAAGUUUCCCUUCGUGGGUGGCUGUAGUGGCCUAGCUGCGGUUUUUUUUGGCCCAACGUCUUUGAACCCGCCAAGCUCGUUGGGCAGGAGAGAAAGUUUGCAAGAACCCACAAGACCCGCAACAAACCCUAUCGCUAUCUCACGACGCGCCGCCACGGUAUGGUGGCAUCGGGCGUCGCCCUCCUCCGCUCGCCCUUCCAGCUCGUCCUGGCCCUUGGCACAGAUGGUCGGAACGCUGAUUUUCGGCCAUGGCAGGCAGCGGAAACAUAGCCCUCGACUCGCACUCAUCCAUGGUGGAACAAGAGGAGGCAGGAGAGGACGGGGCCAAUGAAGCCUCCAAGAUCCAAGCGCCGGCUUCUGCGGGAUUGGGGCGCUGGAUCUUGGGUGUGGCUUCGUCAUCUUGCAAUUUCUUAUAUACAGAUAAAUAUGGUUCAGUUCAAAUGGCUGCUGAAUCAGAGAACGGCAACUGCAAUGCUUGGGCAGCGAGAGAUCCUUCUGGAGUUCUCUCACCAUACAAGUUUAACCGCAGAGCAGUGCAAAGCAGCGAUGUUGCGCUGAAGAUCAUAUACUGUGGAGUCUGUUAUGCUGACGUUGGUUGGACACGGAACAUGCUCAAUGAUUCAAAAUAUCCUUUGGUUCCUGGGCAUGAGAUAGCUGGAGUUGUAACUCAGGUUGGUGCAGAUGUCAAAGCCUUUAAAGUGGGUGACCAUGUAGGUGUUGGAACAUAUGUGAACUCAUGCCGAGAUUGUGAGAACUGCAAUAGCUCUCUAGAGAACCACUGCCCAGAAAGAGUUUUUACUUUCAAUGGCAUUGAUACAGAUGGAACUGUCACAAAGGGGGGUUACUCCACUCACAUUGUAGUCCAUGAAAGGUAUUGCUUCAAAAUACCCGAUGGCUACCCUUUGGCAAAGGCAGCACCUCUUCUAUGCGCUGGAAUAACUGUGUAUACUCCAAUGAUGCAACACAACAUGAACCAACCUGGAAAGUCACUUGGGGUCAUUGGACUCGGUGGCCUAGGUCACAUGGCGGUGAAAUUUGGUAAAGCGUUUGGUCUUAAGGUCACAGUUUUGAGUACAAGUGAAUCAAAGAGACAUGAAGCCAUCAGCCUACUUGGAGCAGAUAAUUUUGUUAUAUCAUCAGACACACAGCAGAUGGAGUCCCUGAAAAACUCCCUGCACUUCAUAGUUGACACCGCUUCUGGUGACCAUCCGUUUGAUCCAUAUCUCUCUCUCCUUAAGGUUGGUGGUGUGAUGACACUGCUGGGCUUUCCAAGUGAGAUCAAAAUGCACCCCGCAAGCCUUCUUCUUGGUGCGCGGGCCUUGUCUGGUAGUGUUGUUGGAGGUACAAAAGACAUCCAAGAAAUGGUUAACUUCUGUGCAGAGAACAAAAUCUAUCCAGAGAUCGAGAUCAUUAAGAUAGAUUACAUCAAUGAGGCUUUGGCAAGGCUUGUUAAUCGAGAUGUGAAAUACCGCUUUGUAAUUGACAUCGAGAACUCUUUCAAGUAGGAUGCGGGUUCACAUGCUCUCGUCUUUCUGUUGGUGUACAAGAGCAAUCACAAAUUUGAGUCAUAUAAAAUAAACUUGAUGUAAUGCUGCAGCGCAUUUACAAUUCUAGUCAUGUGUUAAUUUCAUUAUUGUAGUA
Molecule: messenger RNA, 1657 nt
Organism: Sorghum bicolor (sorghum)
Lineage: Eukaryota; Viridiplantae; Streptophyta; Magnoliopsida; Poales; Poaceae
Product: probable cinnamyl alcohol dehydrogenase 1
Exons: 7
Coding region: 265-1521 (418 amino acids)
Molecular function (GO): zinc ion binding; oxidoreductase activity, acting on the CH-OH group of donors, NAD or NADP as acceptor
Source: RefSeq, a predicted model, not a curated record